AGAAUUUGGACAAUGAUCGAUACCUUACUCGAAACAAUAGAAGGCAUUAGUGUUGUUCGGGGGGAAGCAUGCUCUGCUUCAAGUAGCAAAAGGAAGAACCAAGAACGUUUGCCGGCAUCGGUGGAGAAACUCGAGAACAAGAAGAUGGGUCGUCGACAAGACCUGAUUAUUACAAACAACGAGAUUAUUGAAAUGGGUGUCGGGGAAGAAAAAUCUGCUGACAAUAACACGAACAUGAUCCUGGAAAGAGGGUUGAAAUGUCCAAAGGCUAUGAAAGAUACCUUACUGCAACUAUAUGAAGUAAUCAAAUACAACAAAGAUUUGAUAAGUUCCCUGAACGUUGUUGGUCUUACAACCUUUGGACUUGAGCUAUACAUUGACAUCAUGGACAAUCCUGUCAACUAUACCUGCCGAAUAACCAGAUCUGAAAAACUCACCAUCCCUCAUAAUAUUGAAGAGCUACCUGAAAAGACUUUGCCAUUAUUGUCUGCAUUGUUAAGUUUGAGAUUACUUGUAUCGAAGAAUUCGUUGUUGUUGAAAACACGCCAAGAUACUAAGCAAGAGUUGAAGUCAUCCUUGAAGAGAGCAUUUAGUAAUGCUGAAGACAGGAAUAUCAUAUCAAAAAUUAGCUGUGCAUUAACACCUGAAGAGCAAGGUCGCUUUAAAUCACCUGGAAAAAAGGCGAAAAGAAAUAUAUCUUGACAUUUUAAGCUAUAAAAAUGAUUUAUAAAUAAAAUUUUCUAUUAUAAAUAUGUU
Molecule: messenger RNA, 756 nt
Organism: Phycomyces blakesleeanus NRRL 1555(-)
Lineage: Eukaryota; Fungi; Mucoromycota; Mucoromycetes; Mucorales; Phycomycetaceae
Exons: 3
Coding region: 13-702 (229 amino acids)
Source: RefSeq, a predicted model, not a curated record